AGCACUCUGCUAUUCCUAGAGAAAACCAAUAGAUUUCUAAGAAGGAAAAGCAAUCAACUGGACUUGACUCAUCAGAGAUCUCAGAUCAGAAUCAUGGAUUCAAGAAGGGUUCUUCUGAUGCUCAUCUGGUUGACAACAUCUUCAUGCCAGCUCUGGAGGACAUCUGGAAUGACAGAUAGGCGGCAACCCCCCCCUGCUGCUUCCUUUCUGGAACAACUCCUGAAGAUUGGUGGGAGAGUAGAUGGUAGAGCCACUCGGGAAUCUGAUCUGGGAUUAGAGGAAAGACCCUCCACAUGGGCACAAUUGGCGCAAGAAAGAGAUCAACUGAACUUGCUUAGAAGCAGCUCUGUCCCCGGACACCGUGUGCCCCGACAGCUACUAGCUUCAGGUCCUGCCCGUGGAUGCCAUCUUGGCACUUGCCAGCUCCAGAACCUGGCCAAUCUACUUUACCGUUAUGGGGGCAAUAACCAAAAAGAAGAAUCCCACAAAAACAACAAGGGAACAAAUGAUCCCAUGGGCUAUGGGCGUAGGAAACGCAGGGCAGCCGGCCAUGGAGUAUCCAGUCCCACUUAAAAGACGUUCUGAGAGAAAGAUGGGCACUCACAUGAAUCAGGUUCUGGACACCUGCAAAGUUCAGAGAAACAGGCUGGAUGAUCCCAGCGCUCAGAGGCCAUGCUACAAAACAGCAGCGGACAUUCUGGGUGAAUAUGACCAUCAUCUAAGAUGUAGGAUGGUAACUUUCUUCUGCCUUUUAACCUCCAUCUCAGUUUAGAUUUGGUUCCUUGUGUCUUCCUGAAAUUUAAAAAGCAGGCAGUCUUCAGAGAGACUGCCCCUUUCUGAUCUGGCCUGAGCUGUUCUGGUAGAGUGGAGUUACAUCAUCAGAUCCCAUCAAGAGCCCGUUGGGGCAUAGAAUUCACAUGAAUAUGCUCCAAUAAGCCACAGAGGCAGGUAGAAAAGGGGUCUGAAAUCUCCAGAAAGAUACUGAAACAGCAUGACUUGUUUCUGGAAAGGAGAAAUUGAUAUUACCGCCAUGUUAGCACUGUGGACAGGGGAGGGGGUUAAAUCAAACAAUUCCUCUGGGGCAUUUCUGUCUUGUUGGAUUCUGUGUUUCAUCUGUGCAUAAUGGAUUUGUUUUUAGAGGAGCUUGUAAGUAAACAGACUGAUCAAUCUGGAGUUGUAAAUGGUGUUUUUGUGCUACCUCCAUACUGUAUAGCUGAAAAGAAUGGUUGAGAAUGGUUGUUUUAGCCCUUCUCUGGCUUUAGCUAAAAGCCCCAUUUCUCCUAUAGCAUAAUUUUAUUAUAAAUCUAUUAGCACUACCUGGUUACCCCCUCCUGGAAGCAAUUUAACUUUGGGUAUCAUGCUCAGGCUGGAAAUGCAACAGAACCUCCAGAAUGGAAAUAAAGGAAUAUUGAAUGAAUGAAUUUCUGCAAAGUAGCAAUGACCUCUACAAACCUUAGUUGCUUUUCUUCUGAACAAAUGCAAAACGAGAUGACCU
This is a messenger RNA of Notechis scutatus (mainland tiger snake), 1495 nucleotides long. It is a transcript of the gene ADM, whose product is annotated as adrenomedullin. Gene Ontology annotation, cellular component: extracellular region. Gene Ontology annotation, biological process: positive regulation of heart rate; regulation of systemic arterial blood pressure; adenylate cyclase-activating G protein-coupled receptor signaling pathway. Gene Ontology annotation, molecular function: hormone activity. The record is from RefSeq and is a predicted model, not a curated record. NCBI's taxonomy places the organism in Eukaryota, Metazoa, Chordata, Lepidosauria, Squamata, Elapidae.